This is a messenger RNA of Hippocampus comes (tiger tail seahorse), 534 nucleotides long. Its product is annotated as vascular endothelial growth factor receptor 2-like. Bases 22 to 519 code for a protein of 165 amino acids. Gene Ontology annotation, cellular component: signaling receptor complex; plasma membrane. The record is from RefSeq and is a predicted model, not a curated record. NCBI's taxonomy places the organism in Eukaryota, Metazoa, Chordata, Actinopteri, Syngnathiformes, Syngnathidae. Gene Ontology annotation, biological process: angiogenesis; endothelial cell differentiation; positive regulation of cell migration. The transcript is spliced from 4 exons. Gene Ontology annotation, molecular function: vascular endothelial growth factor receptor activity; ATP binding; growth factor binding.
AUGCCGCUUUAAGGCCCUCUCAUGGUCAUCGUUGAGUACUGCAAACAUGGAAACCUCUCCAGCUACCUGAAGAGCAAACGUGGGGAAUACAGUCCGUACAAGAGAAAGAAUACGGACAGCAAAAGGUGGACAUCCGUGGAAGACCAUGUGACCGAAUGUGAUCUCGGCCUCGGGAAGAUCGCCGAGCUGGAGAUCUGCACGGGUACGGCCGACAGAGCGUCAGGCAGCCACCUGGAUCCUCAGGAUGAGAGUACAGACGAUGACCACUUGACCAUGGAGGACCUGAUCUGCUACAGUUUCCAGGUGGCCAAAGGCAUGGAGUUCCUGUCCUCUCGCAAGUGCAUCCACAGAGAUCUGGCGGCCAGGAACAUCCUGCUCUCUGAAAACAACGUGGUAAAGAUCUGCGACUUUGGUCUGGCCAGGGACGUCUACAAGGACCCCGACUACGUCCGCAAGGGAGACGUGAGUUCCCUCGUUGGUCACCCACAGCACAUCAAAAACAUCUACCGGGUGUGUUAGAAAAGUUCCAAACCC